Messenger RNA from Cydia amplana, 1196 nucleotides. RefSeq lists its product as uncharacterized. The record is from RefSeq and is a predicted model, not a curated record. The coding region runs from base 562 to 1089 and encodes 175 amino acids. Gene Ontology annotation, cellular component: nucleus. Gene Ontology annotation, biological process: regulation of cell cycle. The transcript is spliced from 2 exons. Gene Ontology annotation, molecular function: cyclin-dependent protein serine/threonine kinase inhibitor activity. Lineage: Eukaryota; Metazoa; Arthropoda; Insecta; Lepidoptera; Tortricidae.
GUUGAAUGUUAUUCUUUGUUCGUAUUGGUCGGUUGUCAUUAGUAUAAUGUGUAUAAUCACGUGUCCGAAUGGCGGGAAACCCUUCCAAAUCACUAUGACAUAACAAGCCAACGUUGGCGUUAUCAACCGAUAACGUUACGCCGCGCCGGCCGGCUAAAAAUAUCCAUCGAUUUCCCGCUCAAAUGCCGCCAACUUGUACUAGGGCAAGGUAAAGUCAAAACUAUCCCCUUUUCUUACUUCACCUGUGUCGCAAGACACAAAAAGCGUCCUUGGAUUCCAUUGUUUGCGCGCCAAGUGGAAGUGGCUGCCAAAAUCGGCGAUUCGGUGCGCCGAAGCGCGGGAAACCGAGCGUCAGUCAGUCGCUAGCGAGAGGCAAACGCGCGCGCACGGCACAGCCACGCCGCGCUUUUAGGUUAGAAUUGGCGCGCGCCAGGUGUUAUCUCUCCCCCGCUCUAACUCACGCGCUCCCCAACCUCCCUUUCUACCUGAGAACAGCUGUUUUCUCUCGGGAGAUUAUUAGUCAGAUGUUCGCGAACCAGUCCUGAUCACCUGACGCUUGCUAUGGCCGCGGGAGGACGGACGCCGAAACAGAGGAGAUUCGAAGUGUCUUCAGGAAUGGCGCCUUUGAGGAACGUCGCGAAUACACCAAGGAGACGUCGCGGGAGUUGCAAAUGUCUGUUUGGAGCCCCGGACAGGGAUGAAACAAGACGAUUAAUGGCUGAGCAGUACUCGAGAGAAAGGAAGCGGUUUAUAAGAAGAUUCAACUUUGAUAUUGAGACGGAGUGUGUUUAUAAGGCGGCUAAAAUGGAUUCGCCAGUGAAGUUUUUGGAGGAGGAUAGUACGAAGUCUCCAAGGUCAGCGACGGAGGCGCUAGCGAGCGUAGGGAAUACGGAACUGAGGAUGUUGUCGAGCCCACGGCGGGGCAGCGGCCCCAAUUCGCCACGAACGCCACGCACGCCACGAACGCCACGAGCGGCGCGUACGCCGCGAACGCCACGCACGCCGGCGUCGAGAAGACAGCUGCAGAUGACAGAUUAUUGGACUUUAAGAAAACGCACGGAGUCCGCGUCGAGCGAUAAAGAAAAUUAGAAACUUAGGUACUAAAACUAUAUAUUAAUUAUAAACAACUUGCUGUUCACAAUAGCAUGUUUUAAAUUAUGUGCGAAAUGAAUUAAUAAUGUAUUUAUAUACCUAGC